AUGUUGAGAUCAUUGCACCGUGCUGCCCCAGUGGCCAAGAGAGCUUUUGGCUUGAGAACCAUGGCUACUGCUGAACCUACUUUAAAGGACAGAUUGAGUGAAUUGUUGCCUCAAAAGGCUGAAGAAAUCAAGCAAUUGAAGAAGGAACAUGGUAAGACCGUCAUCGGUGAAGUUUUGUUGGAACAAGCUUACGGUGGUAUGAGAGGUAUCAAGGGUUUAGUUUGGGAAGGUUCUGUUUUGGACCCUAUCGAAGGAAUCCGUUUCAGAGGUAGAACUAUCCCUGACAUCCAAAAGGAAUUACCAAAGGCCCCAGGUGGAGAAGAACCUCUUCCUGAAGCUUUAUUCUGGUUGUUGUUGACUGGUGAAGUCCCAACAGAAGGUCAAACCAGAGCUCUUUCUGAAGAAUUGGCUGCUAGAUCUGCUUUACCAAAGCACGUUGAAGAAUUGAUUGACAGAUCUCCAUCUCACUUGCAUCCAAUGGCUCAAUUCUCUAUUGCUGUUACUGCUUUAGAAUCCGAAUCCCAAUUUGCUAAGGCUUAUGCUAAGGGCGCCCACAAAUCCGAUUACUGGAAGUACACUUAUGAAGAUUCCAUUGAAUUGUUGGCUAAGUUACCAAACAUUGCUGCUAGAAUUUACAGAAACAUUUUCCACGAUGGUAAGUUAGGUGCUGUUGACCCUAAGUUGGAUUACGGUGCUAACUUGGCCCAAUUGUUAGGUUUCGGUGAAAACAAGGAAUUUGUUGAAUUAAUGAGAUUGUACUUGACUAUCCACUCUGACCACGAAGGUGGUAAUGUUUCUGCUCACACCACCCACUUGGUUGGCUCAGCUUUGUCCUCUCCAUUCUUGUCUCUUGCUGCUGGUUUGAAUGGUUUGGCUGGUCCUUUGCACGGUAGAGCUAACCAAGAAGUCUUGGAAUGGUUGACCCAAAUGAAGGAAGAAUUGGGUGGUGACUUGUCUACCACCAACAUUGAAAAGUACUUGUGGAACACUUUGAAUGCUGGUAGAGUUGUUCCAGGUUACGGUCAUGCUGUCUUGAGAAAGACUGACCCAAGAUACACUGCUCAAAGAGAAUUUGCUUUGAAGCACAUGCCUGAUUACGACAUGUUCAAGUUGGUUUCCAACAUUUAUGAAGUUGCUCCAGGUGUCUUAACAAAGCACGGUAAGACCAAGAACCCAUGGCCAAAUGUGGACUCUCACUCUGGUGUUUUGUUGCAAUACUAUGGUUUGACUGAAGAAUCCUUCUACACUGUCUUGUUUGGUGUUUCCAGAGCUUUCGGUGUCUUACCUCAAUUGAUCAUUGACAGAGGUGUUGGUGCUCCAAUUGAAAGACCAAAGUCCUUCUCUACUGAAAAGUACAUUGAAUUGGUCAAGAGCAUCAAGAACUAG
Lizanozyma spartinae is the source of this 1386-nucleotide messenger RNA. It is a transcript of the gene CIT1, whose product is annotated as citrate (Si)-synthase. The record is from RefSeq and is a predicted model, not a curated record. The coding region runs from base 1 to 1386 and encodes 461 amino acids. The transcript has 2 exons. Gene Ontology annotation, cellular component: mitochondrial matrix. Lineage: Eukaryota; Fungi; Ascomycota; Pichiomycetes; Serinales; Debaryomycetaceae. Gene Ontology annotation, biological process: carbohydrate metabolic process; citrate metabolic process; tricarboxylic acid cycle.